Aspergillus neoniger CBS 115656 is the source of this 1000-nucleotide messenger RNA. Its product is annotated as RNase H domain protein. The coding region runs from base 178 to 933 and encodes 251 amino acids. Lineage: Eukaryota; Fungi; Ascomycota; Eurotiomycetes; Eurotiales; Aspergillaceae. The transcript has a single exon. Gene Ontology annotation, molecular function: RNA-DNA hybrid ribonuclease activity; nucleic acid binding. Gene Ontology annotation, biological process: DNA replication, removal of RNA primer. The record is from RefSeq and is a predicted model, not a curated record.
GAGUUUAUAUAACCUUUUCAUCACCUGCCUGACGUCUUUCGGUUCGACAGCAGUUGAUCAGUCUUCACAUCCUAUCACAGCAUCUAGUUUCCAUUCACCCGCCCCCAGGUCCCUCUCUUUCCCCAACAAAAUCGACCCCAUAUCAAAGGCACCUCCCGUGACAGUUUUCUGUCGAAAAUGGGUACCCUCAUGGUAGUCAUUAACCCAAUCAUGGCCGCUGGCGGCUACGACAAUGAUCGCAGAGUCGGUACAGGACGUGUCCUUCCUACCAAGUUUAAUCCUCCCUAUCCUGACGAUACACCACAAUCCCUUUUCCCACCUGGCAUCAAAGUCGACUGUGUGCCGCAGGUUCAUCGCUUCAUUCGACGAAACAAUCCCCGCGAGCUCCUCAUCUACACCAAUGGCACCUGUGUGGAGAACGGCGGAGCCGUCCCCAGAGGAGGCUGUGGCGAGCCCAGAGGGGGCUGUGGUGUUGUCUACCGGUCUCCCGUGGACCUUCCUGAAGGCAAACUCAAUCAUUUCAAGAUCCCUCUCGAGAUCAAAGGACCCAGCGGCCGAAGACAUCCCCAAACAAGUGAGCGAGCUGAAUUGCGGGCCGUAAUUGCAGCCCUCCGGUUCCGCUGCUGGACCGGAGAAGGGUUCAACAAACUGGUGAUCGCGACUGAUUCCGAGUAUGUGGUGGAGGGAGCAACUUGUUGGGUCCAGGGAUGGAUCCAGAGGGGCUGGAAGACAAGAACAGGGAAUCCUGUUAGCAAUCGGGACUUGUGGGAGUGUUUGCUGGGUGAGUUGGAGCGGUGGUAUGAUCAUGGUAUGGACAUUCAAUUCUGGCAGAUUUCGAAAGAAUGGAAUACCGAGGCGGCUCGCCUUGCUGAAGAGGCCGCAUUGGAGACCCCAGCUAGAGCGUUCGGCGAUGUCUCCGGAUACAUGGUUUGAUCUGAAUGUGUUUAUGAAAGGUCGUCAAUGUUCUCGUUUCUUGUUUGCAUGGAAGGGCAUAUAAGAC